This is a messenger RNA of Lotus japonicus, 1206 nucleotides long. RefSeq lists its product as uncharacterized. Bases 322 to 1008 code for a protein of 228 amino acids. NCBI's taxonomy places the organism in Eukaryota, Viridiplantae, Streptophyta, Magnoliopsida, Fabales, Fabaceae. The transcript is spliced from 3 exons. The record is from RefSeq and is a predicted model, not a curated record.
UUAACCUGUUUGGUUUGACCAUUUUCUGUUUUCAUUUUCAAAGAAAACAGAAAAUAGUUGUGAAAACGUGUUUGAUUAAAAAUUUGAAAAUAUUUUCAGAGAAAAUAUUUCCGAAAAUGGGUCAACUUUUGAAAAUAAAAAAAAGUCGUUUUCACAUUUUCAAUGAAAACGGAAACGAAAUGAUGAAAACACGCGGUGGCAGGGUUGUAAUUAUAAUGAAAUUGGUUUCUUUCUUUUCUUUUCGUUCUGAAGGAAGAAAGUGUGUGCCGGCCCUAACCUCUGCAAGUUCUUCUCUGCUACCUCCUUCAUCCCACAACCAAGAUGGGAGGAAAAACUGAGAAGGGGGAGAGCAUGGAAUGGACAACCCAAAACACAAAGAUAUUCAUUGAUAUUAUUUAUGAUCGAGUGAAAAAAGGGCAGCUGCAAGGGUCUACAUUUAAGAAAACAAUAUGGGAAGAAAUAAACAUUGAGUUGCAAAAGACAAGUGGAGCACCCCUACCUGAUGGUGUAGAAAGGCUGAAGGGAAAGUUUAAUCGGCUACGCCUUCAACAUCGUGAAUUUUCAACUUUGAUAUCUCGCACAGGAGUUACAUGGGAUCCUGAGGCUAACAAAGUGAAUUCUCCUGAAGAAGUAUGGGAAGAGAUGUACAAGAAAGGAAAAUUCUACAAGCAGUUUAAGAAACAUGGAUUUGAGCAUGACUAUUAUAUCCUUGGUGAGAUAUUUAAUUCUAGUACAGCAACUGGAAAGUUAAGUCAAGCUUCUACUCAAGAGCCACCAAACUCCGAUGAAGAGAGAGAAAUAGAGGAAGACUUUCUCUCAACAGGUGUUCAUAUUGAUUCUAAAGUUAUUGAUGUUGAUGGAGAGGAUCUGCAAGAAGUUAGUAAAAGGAGAAAAGUCACUGGGACUUCUAGUGAAGGUCGUCGUAAGGAAGCAAAAAAUUCAAGGCUGGAUGUGUUAGAAUCAGCAGUGACCAAAUGGUCUAACGCAAUGGAUGCAUUAAAUUAUUAGAUUCCAUGGAUGGUAUUUCCCCAAAAGUUUUCAGCAUUGCCGUGGAGAAGUUUACAAAUAAGGAUUUGAGAAAAAUGUUUAUAGCAAUGUCUUCAAUUAGGAAAAUGGAUUGGCUAGCAUCUCUUGAGUAGUAUCAUUUAAUUGAUUCUAAUUUUAUGUUAUUUUGUUUAUGAGAUUGAAGAUCGGAUUUUCUUGUUU